GUACCUGACUUGUUUGAAGGGGAUGUUCUUCAAUUCAGAGAACUGGUAAUGAAUGGUGUGCACAUCAGAAUUACAGAAGGAGACAAUUGUGUUAGAAUCAAUCAGAUUGUUGCUUUGGUGGAAAAUAUUAUUGUCUAUAAAGGCCAGGAGUACAUCAUCUACCGUGAAUUUGCAAAGAUGGGGACAUUUUUUAAUUACCCGGUUGAUUCUAAAGAAGUAGGAGUUUUUGUAGUGUCAAAUUUGUCUUCAGAUUUAAAAUGUACAAGGCUGAAUGACGUAUUCAAAUAUUUCAGGAUGCCAUAUGGGGAACAGGGCAGUUUUGUUGUCAUUCCCCUUUUAUCACAAAAAUAACUUUUAAUUCCCCCCCGCCCCCAACCCCAUCCCUCAGUGUAUUUCAUAGUGAGCUUCAUUAAGACAAAUGAAGUGGAGGUGGUGCCAGGUGUGUGGGUGGAAGGAGAGGUCUGUAAAUGGCCUAACUACAAACCCGAUGCCAUGUUGAAGGCCAUCAAGAACUGUGAGAUGCCUAAGGAGACCUGGACAAGUUAUGACAUCAGGGUUCUUUACAAAGCAAAUAGCUUUAGUGAGGCAAGGUUGAAACUUCGUAGGGCAGAAGAUGACACAGACCUCCAGUCAGAAGCAGAGGAGGGGAGGCCAAAAAAAAGAAAAACCAAAACAAACCAGCGCUUCCUCUUGAGUCAGGAGGAGUCUGAUGAGGAGCCUGUGACGCGCAAACCAGUCCUCCCUAAGGUCCCCUCCAUUCCACCUCUGCCGUCACUGUUGCGUGAUGCCAUUUCCUCAUCAGAUGAAAUAUCUCCUCCAGCUAGUCAACUUGCCUCUCUGCAGCCGUUUCACGCCCUUGGAACUCCUGAGCCAUCCUACCAUCUUCCCUCCCAGCCAUCUCACCACCAUGGAACUCCUGAGCCAUCCUACCAUCUUCCCUCCCAGCCGUCUCGCCACCAUGGAACUCCUGAGCCAUCCUACCAUCUUCCCUCCCAGCCGUCUCGCCACCAUGGAACUCCUGAGCCAUCCUACCAUCUUCCCUCCCAGCCGUCUCGCCACCAUGGUACUCCUGAGCCAUCCUACCAUCUUCCCUCCCAGCCGUCUCGCCACCAUGGUACUCCUGAGCCAUCCUACCAUCUUCCCUCCCAGCCGUCUCGCCACCAUGGAACUCCUGAGCCAUCCUAACAUCUUCCCUCUCAAUCGUCUCGCCACCAUGGAACUCCUGAGCCAUCCUACCAUC
Molecule: messenger RNA, 1240 nt
Organism: Carassius gibelio (silver crucian carp)
Lineage: Eukaryota; Metazoa; Chordata; Actinopteri; Cypriniformes; Cyprinidae
Exons: 3
Coding region: 493-1185 (230 amino acids)
Source: RefSeq, a predicted model, not a curated record